Molecule: messenger RNA, 1008 nt
Organism: Spodoptera littoralis (African cotton leafworm)
Lineage: Eukaryota; Metazoa; Arthropoda; Insecta; Lepidoptera; Noctuidae
Source: the annotation of a GenBank genome assembly
AUGGCUAGUAAAAUAUUGUGUUUUAUGCUAUUUACUGUUUGUUGGAUUAACAGUCCUGAAGCCAGUCCACUAUGUUCAAAGAAAAAGCUGGUCAUAGAUCAAGAUGGUGGAGCCGAUGAUGCUUUUGCCAUAACAAUCAGCUUGCUCAAUGAGAAAUAUUUUAAAGGGCCAAAACUGGUCGCCUUGACAACGUCAUUUGGAAAUGUGAAUCUCACCCAAGCAAAUAUAAACAGCGAUCGGAUUCUGCGAGUCAGUGAGAGGCUAGAUAUACCAAUAUACUCAGGUGCUAACAAGGCCUUUAUAGAAGAAAUGGGAUCAGAUCGCUAUUUUGGACUGGAUGGAUUAGGAGACACUGGCUACCAAGCUCCAGAGCCAAUAGAUAUUGAAAAGCAACCAGCCGCUGUUGCACUUAUAGAACUUUCAAAGAAAUAUAAAGAUGAACUAAUAGUAGUAGCUAUCGGUCCAGCUACUAACAUCGCUCUGGCUGUGAAACUGGAUCCCCAAUUCAUCCACCGACUAGCACAUUUAUAUAUUGGCGGUGGUCAUAUCUACAGUGAAAAAUAUCCAAACGCUGAAUUCAAUGCCGCCAUGGACCCUGAGGCAUACCACAUAGUGGCAGACAGUGCUGUAGCUGAUAAAGUCACUAUUGUACCAUUCUCUCAAGUUAUCGAAACGCUUAAAAUUCCUAUUGAAUGGCGUAAAGACGUAUUAGGUGCGAUUGACACACCAAUCAUGCGAGCUCUGAACGUGUAUGAACAAGUAGCUCUUCCCAAAGAGAAAGCUUGGAAUCUUCUGGAUCCAGCCGUUGCAGCUAUAGCUCUUCAUAAUGAAAUCGUCGACGAGAUUAAAAAUUCUAACAACACUAUUAUUUUAGAAGGUGAAAAACGUGGCAUCAUCUCAAACGACUUUUCUUCAUCGGAUCCCAAUGCAAAAGUGUUUUACAAAGGCAACGUUGAAUACUAUCAGAAGUUCAUCUUAGACGUGUAUUCAGCCGAAUUAAAUCCUUAA